AUGGACAACGAGAUCCCCCUCCCUCCGCCGCGGUGUCUGCGCCAUCGUUCUCCAGCGCGUGCCGGCACCUCGCCCGCAGGCUCGGUCGCCUCGUCCUUCCGCAAGGCGCGCCGACUGUCGCGAUUCGACGACCGCUCGAGCCAGCCUUCAAGUGACCCUGCGCUUUUCUCAAGUGACGAUAUUCCUGCGUCGGGACUGGAGAACUACAAUGCGCCUGUCGCCGGAGGAGCGGGGCGGAAGCGAAGGUAUCGCGGGACCUGGUGGGGAGAACAGGCCGUGGAUCCUAAGAGGAAGAGGGCUGAUUUCAAGGAGAAGCGCCACGUUGACAGUGGUGUCUGGAUGGGCAGCGACGAGUCACUUGCUGAGUCUUCUUUGCCCUCGGAGGAUGGGCCGGCUUGGGGAGAGGAUCUCUUGAAGUCUGUCCUCGAUCCGCAGGCAAAAGGGAGAUCUCCGCUUGAGCCAUCUAUGUUAAGGGCCCCUACUCCGGUGCAGGCGCAGACUCGCCCAAUGCCUGUCUCUAUCAAGGACGGCGAAUCAGAGGAGUACCGCAUUGCGAAGGAAAUUAUCAAUAAUUGUCUCGAGAAGGGUGAGGACAGUAUUGAUCUCGGAAACCUAAAUCUCAAGAGCAUCGGGCAAGGUCUCCUGGCGCCUCUGCAGCAUUUGACGAAGCUUCCAUCUGUGACUGAACCUCCAACAUCCGAGAACGCCUAUACUUCUCUUCAGCCAUUUCUCCGCAUUUUCCUCCCUAACAACGAUCUCACCAGCUUGGGUAGCGAACUUUUCGAACUAAAAUAUCUCAAAGUGCUCAGCGUCCGCAGCAACAGGCUUACCACGCUUCCCGCCAAUAUCCGCAAUCUGACGGCCUUGCAAGUCCUCAACAUUGCAGUUAACGAACUCACAUCCCUCCCGUGGGAGCUCCUGGGCCUUCUACAGGGGGAACUGAAACAUUUAUCUAUAUUCCCGAACCCAUUCCCAUCAAUUGAAGAAGCCGAGGUUACAGUCUGGCGUCGUGGAUCGACUCAAGACGAUGAACGCUCCUCGGGAGAAGCUCUCGAAUUCAAUGAAUAUGAAGGCGAACCUCCCGCCGACGCAUGGGCCACGAUCCGCGUCGCCACGGGCCCAGUAAAGCUCUUAGACAUGGACGGCCAGCCGGUGGAAUCAUCAGCACCAUCCGACUCGGCAAAUCGCGCCCCAUCCCUCCGAGAACUCUCCCUUCGCACUCUGGUCAAAACGCCAGGUCUCGAUCAAAUCACCGAUGAAGAGAUGCUCGACUUCCCCCCAUUAGCAGUCCCGUUGAUCGCCCUAGCCAAGAAGUGGCAAUCAGACGGCGGUUGGCACUGCUCGGUGUGCCAUCAAGAGUAUGUGAACCCGCGCUCUGAGUGGACGGAGUGGUGGGACUGCACACCUCAUGAAAAUGGGAUGAAGAGGCCGCGGGCCUCGGGUGAGAAGCUUCGUCCUUUGCCGUUCAGACGCUUUGGGUGCAGCUGGGCUUGUGUUCCUGACUCUUAG
Messenger RNA from Penicillium cinerascens, 1509 nucleotides. Its product is annotated as leucine-rich repeat domain-containing protein. Lineage: Eukaryota; Fungi; Ascomycota; Eurotiomycetes; Eurotiales; Aspergillaceae. The transcript is spliced from 2 exons. The record is from RefSeq and is a predicted model, not a curated record. Bases 1 to 1509 code for a protein of 502 amino acids. Gene Ontology annotation, molecular function: protein binding.